AUGGCGAACAUCAAUGAAAUGUCAAUGGGAGAAUGGAAGAAACGGAUGCGUGACGAUACCGACCCAAGACUCGUGCAACCCGCGAUUCCAGCAACUGCAAACUUUGAACUGAAAGGUCAUAUACUAUCACAACUCCGGGACAUACCAUCUUAUGGGAAGGAUAACGAAGACGCGUACAAGCAUCUUGACGAGGUCAACGAUAUAGCAGACUACUUAAACACACCUAAUGUUCCUCGCUAUACUGUUCUACUUCGCAUGCUACCUGUCACUUUCAAAGGAGCCGUGAAAGAAUGGCUAAAGUCACUCCCUCCAGGAUCUAUCACCACAUGGGCUAAGAUGCGCAAGGAUUUCAUUGAUCAAUUUUGCCCUCCAUCAAAAAUAUCAAAAUUGAAGAAGGCCAUUGCAAACUUUGAGCAACAACCAGGUGAGUCCCUUUAUGAGGCAUGGGAGAGAUAUAAAAGUUUAUUGAGGAAUUGCCCUCAUAAUGAUCUAAAUAGUCAACAAGAAGUCUCCAUAUUCUAUGAUGGAGUGAAUGUGACAACCAAGCAUCUCCUUGAUUCUCAAGGACCACUCACAAAGAAGGCAUCCGCAACAGUAAAAGAGCUCAUUGAAGAAUUCUCUAAGCACACUAGAGAAUACCAUAAACCAAGGAAGGAUGUGACUAGAGGAUUGGCUAAUGCAGCUUCAGAGGACAUGUCUGUAGUUCUAGCAAUGUUGCACAACAUGGAUAGGAGAAUGACUAAGAUGGAUAAAACAAUCCAUGCUAUUCGAGUUGAUGAUAAUGGAAACCGGAAGGUUCAAGCUUUUCACUCGAGUGGUGAUCGUUUUGAUGAAGAUUGGAGAAAGCCCAAGAAAAAGUGGUUGCCUUACGAUGAGUAUAAAAGGCCGCUUCAGAAAAAAAGGCAUGAAGGAACUAAAGCAGCAAUUAAAGAACAUCAAGAGUUAAUGAAAGGACAAAAAAUGAUGAUGAAAGAACAACAAGAGAUGAUGAGAAAUACUCAAGCUCUCGUACGGAAUCAACAAGCAUCAAUCCUUACGAUAGAAAAACAACUCGGGCAACUAGCAAGCAAACUGAAUGAAAGAUCGUCGUGUGGACUUUCAGGAAAUACCGAACAGAACCCGAGAGGAGCCACAUUCAAACCAUCACCACAAGAAGCGGGAAAAUAA
Messenger RNA from Lactuca sativa (garden lettuce), 1167 nucleotides. The record is from RefSeq and is a predicted model, not a curated record. NCBI's taxonomy places the organism in Eukaryota, Viridiplantae, Streptophyta, Magnoliopsida, Asterales, Asteraceae.